Amphibalanus amphitrite is the source of this 2051-nucleotide messenger RNA. RefSeq names its product protein phosphatase PP2A 55 kDa regulatory subunit-like (gene tws). Gene Ontology annotation, biological process: peptidyl-serine dephosphorylation. Gene Ontology annotation, molecular function: protein phosphatase regulator activity; protein binding. The record is from RefSeq and is a predicted model, not a curated record. NCBI's taxonomy places the organism in Eukaryota, Metazoa, Arthropoda, Thecostraca, Balanomorpha, Balanidae. The coding region runs from base 157 to 1491 and encodes 444 amino acids. Gene Ontology annotation, cellular component: protein phosphatase type 2A complex; cytosol. The transcript is spliced from 10 exons.
UGUGUUUCCCCAUCUCUAGAUUGCCGCCAUACUCUCUCUUCCUCGCCGCAGAAUGUGCUAAUAAUGGAAGGGUGAUAUUUGCAUGAGUUUUUCAACGGGUUUAGUGAUUUAUGUUUCUUUGAUUUUCUUUAUUUCAAAUAUUCCACCACUCUGGAAAUGGCAGGGGGUGGUGGCAUUCCCCAGUGGUGUUUUUCACAAGUGAAGGGAACACUAGAGGAUGAGAUUCAUGAUGAGGACAUCAUCUCAUGUAUGGAGUUCGACCACGAUGGUGAGCUGCUGGCUACGGGUGACAAGAGCGGCCGAGUGGUCAUAUUCCAGCGCGACCCGCAGUCCAAGACGCACAAGCCGCCUCGCGGCGAGUACAACGUCUACAGUACGUUCCAGUCACACACGGCGCGAUUCGACUCGCUCAAGUCGCUCGACAUCGAGGCGAAAAUCAACAAGAUCCGGUGGCUCAAGCGCAAGAACGCCGCCCACUUCUUGCUCUCGACAAAUGACAAAACAGUGAAGCUAUGGAAGGUGUCUGAGCGGGACAAGCGGGAGGUGGGCUUCAACACGCGCGAGGACAGCGGCGUCCUCCGCGACUACAGCAGUAUCACCUCACUCAAAGUACCACGGUGGGCGCCGAUGCGGCUGACGGUGAACGCGUGUCCGCGGCGGAAGUUCCGCAACGCCCACGUGUACCACAUCAACUCCAUCAGCGUCAACUCCGACCAGGAGACGUUCCUCUCCGCCGACGACCUGCGCAUCAACCUCUGGCACCUCGAGGUCAACGACAAAAGCUUCAACAUUGUAGAUAUCAAGCCGAGCAAUAUGGAGGAGCUGACAGAGGUGAUCACGGCGGCUGAGUUUCACCCCACCGAGUGCAACCUCUUUGUGUAUAGUAGCAGCAAGGGCACCAUCCGGUUAUGUGAUAUGCGCCAAGCUGCCCUGUGUGAUAAACAUGCGAAAAUGUUCGAGGGACCCGAGGACCCGUCGCGGAGCUUUUUCUCGGAGAUCAUCUCGAGCAUCUCGGACGUGAAGUUCUCCAACUCGGGACGCUACAUGAUCUCGCGAGACUACCUGUCGGUGAACGUGUGGGACAUGAAGAUGGAGUCGAGGCCCAUCGAGACGUACCAGGUGCACGACUACCUUCGCACGAACCUGUGCUCGCUCUACGAGAACGACUUCAUCUUCGACAAGUUCGAGUGCUGCUGGAACGGCAACGACACCCACAUCAUGACCGGAUCCUACAACAACUUCUUCCGGGUGUUCGACCGCGAGAGCAAAAAGGACGUGACACUCGAGGCGUCGCCUGACAUCGCCAAGCCCAAGACAAUACUCAAGCCUCGCAAGGUGAGCCCUCAGACGCGCCGGAAAAAGGAUGAGAUCGCCGUCGACUGCUUGGACUACAACAAGAAGAUCCUGCACACUGCCUGGCACCCGCACGAGAACACGAUCGCCGUGGCGGCCACCAACCAGCUCUACAUCUUCCACGAGAAGGACUUCUAGCCGGCGGCGACCUGGACUCGGGGAUCUGACUCUCCGCGCCGCUAGCCGAUGAAUCAAAUGAGCCGCCGGCGGUGGGCAGAACUCGGAGCUCUGCGCCCGACCGAGCGGCCGGCAGCGGCCGACCUGUGGCCCCGCCACCGCCGGCCACCGCCACCGGUCCGGUCCAUCCCGGUGACCCGGCGGGCCGGCAGCGCACGCCGACACUACCAGCGGCCCGCGGCCGGCCAGUGCCGGCCCAGCGCGACCGGCGGCGCUUUUAUUUGUGAACUGUUUACCCGCAACUGUGCUGAGGAGAGACGAUGAAUAGUGCUGCCGUGUUUUUGAUUGGAGCGAGCGGGCCGGCGGGCCCGGCGGCCGGCGCCGCGGCUGACGAACAUUCCGCGGCACGCGACCCUGACCGGUCGGCCGACGGCCGGACACUGAGAAGCGAGUGGCGCGGGCCGGCGUGCCCACCCACAGACGGAGCGGACAGGGCGGCGGACGCUCGCCGCCGCCCCCAGAGCGAGCGAGACCGCUGCGAACAGCACGGGCCGUGAGUAAAAUAAACAUGUCCAUUGCGA